AUGAUGAAUGGUCAGUACCAGGAAGAAGAGCAAGUGAUGGAAAUGGAAGAGCAUGAAUUGCAAGGCCCACGUCUUGUGAACAUCUUGGAGCAAGUGGGUAUCAAUGCUACUGACGUAAAUAAAUUAAAGGAGGCUGGCAUGCAUACAGUCGAUGCCGUUGCUAUGGCCACCAAGAAGCAACUUGUGAGUAUUAAAGGUAUUAGUGAAAUUAAGGCAGAAAAGAUGCUCAAGGCCGCAAGGGAGAUGGUUAAUGUAGGCUUUACAACGGCUGCAGAUGUACUAGAAAGUCGAAAGGAUUUGAUCACUCUCUCAACUGGGUCGACUGCUGUGGAUGAAUUACUAAAAGGGGGAAUUGAGACUGGCUCAAUUACAGAAAUAUUUGGAGAAUUUCGGACAGGCAAAACACAAUUAUGCCACCAGCUCUGCGUUACGUGUCAGUUACCAGUAGAUCGUGGAGGUGGAGAAGGCAAAGCACUUUAUAUCGACACGGAAGGGACUUUUCGACCACAACGACUGCAAGCUAUUGCAGAAAGAUAUGGAUUAGAUGGAGCUAGUGUACUUGAUAAUGUGGCAUUUGCUCGUGCAUACAAUUCGGAGCAUCAGAUGCAAUUGUUGAUACAAGCAUCUGCUAUGAUGGCAGAGUCUCGAUUUGCUCUUGUCAUUGUUGAUAGUGCUACAGCGUUGUUUAGAACCGAUUACUCUGGUCGUGGUGAGCUGGCGGCUCGACAACAAGAAUUGGCUAAGUUUCUACGCGCGCUUACGAGAAUGGCUGACGAGUUUGGGGUGGCCGUUGUGAUUACAAAUCAGAUGACCGCAAAUCCAGACUCUGGGAUGUUUGCGAAGGACCCUCUUCAACCAAUUGGAGGCAAUAUCAUGGCUCAUGCGUCUUGUACGAGGCUUCGCUUAAGAAAAGGUCGUGGUGAGAAUCGUGUCAUGAAAGUCGUAGACUCUCCGAUUCUUCCCGAAUCUGAGGCCAUCUAUUCCAUCACGGAGCAAGGUAUUCAUGACGAAUUGAAUUAG
This is a messenger RNA of Plasmopara halstedii, 1020 nucleotides long. Its product is annotated as dna repair protein rad51. NCBI's taxonomy places the organism in Eukaryota, Oomycota, Peronosporomycetes, Peronosporales, Peronosporaceae. The transcript is spliced from 6 exons. Gene Ontology annotation, molecular function: single-stranded DNA binding; double-stranded DNA binding; DNA strand exchange activity. Gene Ontology annotation, biological process: DNA recombinase assembly; chromosome organization involved in meiotic cell cycle; mitotic recombination. The record is from RefSeq and is a predicted model, not a curated record. Gene Ontology annotation, cellular component: nucleus; condensed nuclear chromosome. Bases 1 to 1020 code for a protein of 339 amino acids.